Molecule: messenger RNA, 787 nt
Organism: Ipomoea triloba (trilobed morning glory)
Lineage: Eukaryota; Viridiplantae; Streptophyta; Magnoliopsida; Solanales; Convolvulaceae
Product: 54S ribosomal protein L51, mitochondrial-like
Exons: 4
Coding region: 127-486 (119 amino acids)
Biological process (GO): mitochondrial translation
Cellular component (GO): mitochondrial large ribosomal subunit
Molecular function (GO): structural constituent of ribosome
Source: RefSeq, a predicted model, not a curated record
UCUUGUUCUAUGUAACGUUUCCCAGUUAACAGUGAGUUAGGAUCGAUGUCGCUGGCUCCCACAACUCCACUUGCAUUAAGAUCCUAGAGAAGAAGCUCUGGAACCCUCGUCCCUAACUAUACGGAGAUGGCACUAAGAGGUGUUUGGCAACUUCAGAAGUUGGUAGUGAGCUAUUGUGAUUGGGGAGGCAGUAGCAUGGGUUUAAGGGCAUUUAUGGAGUCUCAUUUGCCAGCUCUCAAGGAGGUCAAUCCCCAUCUGGAAGUAGUCACUGAGCUCAAUCGUGGUCAACAUCCAUUCUUGAAGGGAUUAUACAAAAACAAGAAUGAGCGUGUUGUAUCUGUUAAAAACUUGGCCCCGGAUGAAAUUCUGUCACAAGCUACAAGGCUAAGGAAUUCACUUGGGCGAAAAGUGGUGAAGUUGAGGACAAUACAUGUUACUAAACACCCAAGUGUUCAAGGCACUUGGAGUACAAAAUUGAAGGUGUAAGCCAAGUGGUCAAAUAUGAAGGACAGGACCUUUGGUUUGUUUUCUUUGAAUCCUGUAUUUUGGCACUGCCACAUAGCUUCCACUGUUUUUUGGUGAAACUGCUGCAGUGGUGGCUUUUUAAUUUGUUUCCUAGGACUGAAUUAAUAAUAUGUUGUCACUGACAUAUUGGUUUCAUCUUAACAUUUCAAACAAAGUCUUCUGAUUGAGUUCCAAGAUUUAAGAAUGUAUUUCCUUGUGAACUUCUUUAUUUUUAAUUCAAGUGUAAAUAUUACAAACUUGGAAGUUUGUAAUAUUUAUGAAA